Uloborus diversus is the source of this 2567-nucleotide messenger RNA. It is a transcript of the gene Rrp6, whose product is annotated as exosome component 10-like. NCBI's taxonomy places the organism in Eukaryota, Metazoa, Arthropoda, Arachnida, Araneae, Uloboridae. The record is from RefSeq and is a predicted model, not a curated record. The coding region runs from base 48 to 2513 and encodes 821 amino acids. Gene Ontology annotation, cellular component: nucleolus; nuclear exosome (RNase complex). The transcript has 21 exons. Gene Ontology annotation, biological process: nuclear polyadenylation-dependent snRNA catabolic process; histone mRNA catabolic process; poly(A)-dependent snoRNA 3'-end processing. Gene Ontology annotation, molecular function: 3'-5'-RNA exonuclease activity; nucleotide binding; nucleic acid binding.
UCCAUGUUCGUUUGUUUACAACUCUGUUUUAUGAAAAACGAAAAACCAUGACGGAAGAGAACUCAAGACCGGUGGACAGUGAUUUUAUUAUUUCUGGUUUCAAAGACGCCAGUUCAUAUUCCCAAGAAUCUCUUCGAUCUAUUUUGCUUGCCACUAGAGCUUCAAAUGCAUUGCCAGCAGCCGGUGAUGAUUAUGAUUACUACAGUACAUUUCAGGGAUUUCGCACAUUCUUGGCUCAAAAAGGACAGUCUAUUUUGUCACUCAUGACAGCAAUUGUACAGAACCAAGGUGUUCGAGAAAAAUUUCAAGAGAGAGAACUGGAAGAAAAGUUUGAUUUACUAGUUGAUGUAAAUGAUAUAAUUUUAGAAAAUGUUAGUACGAAUUUGGAUGAAGCUACAGGACUGAAAAAAUCUGAAGAAGAACUUUUGGUUGCAGUGAAACCAGUGUCUGCAAUAAAUACAAGUUGGAAUAAAAAGCAAUUUUCCACCAGUGCAACUCGUAAUUUGAAACUUUUAACUGCAAAAAAUGUGGUUAGACCUCAGCUGACAUUUAAAGACAAAGUAGACAACUCAAAUUCUCCAUUUGUUCCAAUUAUAAAAGAAAAACCUAACUCCAUCAAACCACUUGCUAUUAUUAUAGAAAAACAAGGCGAUUCUGAAGAGUUUUGUCAUCCAUAUGAAGUUGAAAUCGAAAAAUUUAAUCCUUCCGAAGAUAUGUUGCAACAUAAAGAAGUGUUGCUUCCUAAACCUUUGGAAGAAACUCCUCUUCUCAUGAUCACUAGAGUGGAAGAAUUGAAAAAUAUGUGUUCUGAAUUGAAAAAAGAAAAAGAAUUUGCUGUUGAUUUGGAACAUCAUUCCUACAGAAGUUUUCAAGGUUUUACAUGCCUUAUGCAAAUAUCUACCAGAGAAAAAGACUACAUAGUUGACGUCCUUGAACUGAGAAGUGAGCUUCACAUCUUAAAUGAAGUCUUCACUGAUCCAAGAAUAAUAAAGGUUUUGCAUGGUGCAGAUAUGGAUAUACUUUGGUUGCAACAUGACUUUGGCAUAUAUGUUGUAAAUUUAUUUGAUACAGGACAGGCUGCUCGAGUUCUUCAUUUUGCUCAUUUAUCUUUGGCAUAUUUAAUCAAGCAUUAUUGUAAAUUUGAUCUUGACAAACAAUUUCAGUUGGCAGAUUGGAGAAUCAGGCCUUUACCUGAGGAAAUGAUAAAAUAUGCCCGACAAGAUACCCAUUAUUUACUGUAUGUAUAUGACUGUUUGAAACGUGACUUAAUACAAAGUGGAAAUGAAAGGAAAAAUUUGCUUCUUUCAACAUUUGAUAGAAGUAAAAUAAUUUGCCUAAAAAAAUACCAAAAGCCACUUUUUGAUGAAGACAGGUAUUUAGAGCUGUAUAAGAAAAGCAAAAAGCUUUUUAAUGCAAAGCAGCUUUUUUGUUUAAAGAACUUGUUUUCAUGGAGGGACAAAAUUGCAAGAGAAAAUGAUGAAAGUUUAGCGUAUGUAUUACCAAAUCAUAUGCUGCUACAAAUAGCUGAGGCUUUACCUAGGGAACAGCAAGGUAUUUUAGCAUGUUGCAACCCUAUACCUCCAUUAGUUAAACAGCAGUUAAAUGAACUUCAUUCGAUUGUGCUAAGGGCAAAUGACUCCUCCUUGAGACAGUUGGAAAUGGUAGAACUUCAACAAAAAGCUCAAAGUCAUAAAGUGAACAAUCAAAUUGACUUGAGUAAUUUAGUUCAAUGUCCACAUGAUAUCCUGCACUUUGAAGAUAAAAGUUCCCACUCUGCCAAUGAAUCAUUUACCACACUCCCAUUGAUUACUCAAGAGCAUAUACAUACAUCACUUCAGAAAAAGAGGCCUGCAUUGUCUGCACUUUUUGAAAGGCCUGCAAAAAAGCUCAAGCUCGCAGCUAAUGAUGAUAAUACUACCAAAACAGCAGAUUCUAUUGUAAAGACAUUAAUUAGUCCUUUCCAAAGGUACAAAGUCACAGAAGAACUGCAGCCAAGUCAAAAAGAAAAAGCACACUCAACAGCAGCAAACAUAUCUACUGAAGGUGAUGUGAGUGACAAUCAAAAUGAUGUUUCAACAAAUUCCAAUCAAACUAGUUGCUUGGAAGAAAGUCCAGACCACAAAAAAGAAAAAUCCUCAUCAAAACCACCUGCUGCAAAAUAUGAAUCCACACCACUACAAAUAAAGACAUCCAAGAAGAAGAAAAAGAAAAAGCCAUUGCCUGAUGUGUCUUUAAUUGUACCAUCUCCUCCUCAAAAUAGAAGUGAACCUGAAAUUGUAACAGUUGAAGACGAUAGCUUUCAGCCCUAUGAUUAUAGCCAGACAGAUUAUGGAUCUUUUACAAGUAGUAAAAAUUCAAAAGGAGCAACUGAGCAAGAGCACAAGAAAAAUUCUCAGACUUAUGGAAGGCACUAUGGCAAAAAAAGAAAACAUGCAAAACAGGCAACAUUUGGUGCAGAAUCAUCAUCCUCUGGUUCAUGGAAAAAUACUUCAAAAUGGCCAAAAAACAAAUAACAUCUGUGUAUAUAUAUUUUAUUAAAUUUUAUACAUUAUUUAAAACAAUGCCUU